Molecule: messenger RNA, 732 nt
Organism: Drechmeria coniospora
Lineage: Eukaryota; Fungi; Ascomycota; Sordariomycetes; Hypocreales; Ophiocordycipitaceae
Exons: 2
Coding region: 1-732 (243 amino acids)
Biological process (GO): GPI anchor biosynthetic process
Cellular component (GO): endoplasmic reticulum membrane; mannosyltransferase complex
Molecular function (GO): mannosyltransferase activity
Source: RefSeq, a predicted model, not a curated record
AUGCUGCUACUUUCCCUACUUCUGCCGCUCCUGAGCGCGACCCCGGCGUUCGCCAACGUGGAGAAAAUCAUCUUCACUGCUCCAGCAUCCGUCAAUAUUCCCCUUGCCCCGCCGUCCCUGUCUGACCUGAACCUCCACACGCUCUCACCCGAGAAGCUAUCGAUCCGCACAAGCUUGGACCGCGUCUUUCCCGUUGACAAAGGCAAUUCGUCUCAGGGGGAAGCAGGCUGGGUGCUCCUCGACAACCUAGUAGAGGGUCAGCGAUAUGAAUUUCACGUAAGCUGGGCCGCCAAUGAACCAACUCUGUUCGAUUUGGACUACUAUGAGCUUGAUACAGUCUGGGACACACCGGCGCUCAUACAAUCCGUGGCGGAGUAUGCAAGUUCCCGAUGGUCCGGCGCCGACGCUGCGACGCCAUCCAAGUUGGAACGUCGCUCGACCGAAGGUGGCGGUGAGCGCACCGCCUCCGUUCUGCUCGUCCGCAUCCGAGCUGCGGCAGAUUAUUUUGUCGACGACGUGGAGCUCAUGAAGAAUCCUCCGCCCGUGCUGGUCGACCUCGUCCUAGACCCCUUCUUGUACAACGUCAUCAACCAGUCUCUGGUGCCGACCGUGGGAUACCUCAUUAUCGUUGGCGUCGUCACUUGGUUCGCAGCUCGAUGGCUUGCUUCCCGUCUGCAGGCUGUUGCCGGCACCCCCGGGGACCAACAGCGCAAGCAAUGGAAGAAGAACUGA